AUGGCGCCAAAUCCAUUCGCGGUCAUCGCCGGUGUUGGCCCUGGAACUGGAGCUGCGUUGGCCCGAAGAUUUGCUUUGAGCUAUCCAGUCGUCCUCCUUGCUCGCAAGGAAGAGAGCUUCAAAUCUGUAGUGGCCGACAUCAAAGCCAACGGUGGCUCCGCCGUGGGUAUCGAAACUGAUGUCUCCAUUGAAAGCAGCCUGAGAGCAGCGUUCGAACAAGUGAAAACUAUUUUCGGUAGCGANCAGUGCUUGCGCGGUAAGUGCUGGCAUCGCCCUGCCGCCGUAUUCAACGCCAGUGGGUCGCUCGUCAAAAAACCUUUCCUAGAGCUUUCAGAGGAAGAUUUCACAAAGCCCUACGCGAUCAGUGGCAAAGGAGCGUUCCAUUUUGCGCAGGCAGUCCUGCCCUACAUGCUCAGAUCUGCGUCAGCAUCGCCGAGAUAUCCUCCUACACUCAUCUUCACCGGGGCCACAGGAUCACUCAAAGGGUCCGCUGGCUUCUCAACCUUCGCAUCGGCAAAAUUUGCACAACGAGCGCUAGCCCAGUGUCUUGCCAGGGAGUUUGCACCCCAAGGCGUUCAUGUCGGCCACGUCAUUGUGGACGGCAUCAUUGAUCUACCCGGGAGCUCUGAGCUACUCAAAGAUGCCGGGCCAAAUGCCAAACUAAACAUCGAUGAUAUGGUCACANNGAUUGCCGAGACCUACUGGAACCUACACACCCAAUCCCUGUCGGCUCUCACACAUGAAGUCGAGAUCCGGCCUCAUGUAGAGAAGUGGUAG
Aureobasidium musti is the source of this 777-nucleotide messenger RNA. The record is from the annotation of a GenBank genome assembly. NCBI's taxonomy places the organism in Eukaryota, Fungi, Ascomycota, Dothideomycetes, Dothideales, Saccotheciaceae.